AUGACAGACCAAUUCCCCAGUCUCAUCAAGUCGGCUGCCGAGACCUUCACCAACGAAACCACGGCCUUUGCACAAAUUAGGAUCGAGAAAGGCGUAUUCAAAGCGCGUUUGCAAGCUGUUGAAAUUAUGCAACAAUUCGUGGGUGAUGUUACGUUCGGGCAGGAUCCCAAGGGUAUCUUGUUUUACAAGCACGUUUUUGACUUUGAGGUCAGCCAGGUCGACUUCACCUACCAGAAGUACUCUGGCCCUGGAAGCCUCGUAGCCAUCAAGAUCGACUUCAAAGACAAAGGGUCCACCAGGGCCUUCGCCACUACACCAGCGUAUGAUUUUGUAGUCGAUCGUUUUUAUGAUUUAUCGUUGACCCAACUUCAGAAAUAUUCCAUUCCCCUCAAUGCUAGUGCUGGGGGGGUAGGAAGAUGGACCCGAUUCAAGGCCGCGACAGCCCAAGUAGACGCCAUCAGGCAACACGAUGCUACGCGUCUCUACCUCCAACUCCCGCCUAUCGGGAGAGAGGUAUACUUCGAGACCAACAAAAGAUCAAGUCUCAAGUCGUCGGGUAUCCUCAUUUUCCGCGAUAUUACGAAGCUCACAGACAGGCCUCUCGCCCCGGAGGGUGAUGAUAGGCAGCUGUUGGCCGAUUACGCUCCCGAUAGGAUUGUGUUCAGUCUCAAGCAAAAAGUUCCUACGGAAAGGCCCAAGGAGUUUGCUCUGUUCCUCCCCGUCGACCCGUUGAGAGAUGUUGGUACUGUCGGCGUUACGCAGCCGGCCACCUACUGGCGACCAUUCGAACCCGACCACGGCUUUGCAGCCUUUUCUCUGGCAUCGCCCGAGGAACCCGAGGAGGCUGAACAGGCAUAA
This is a messenger RNA of Laccaria bicolor S238N-H82, 858 nucleotides long. RefSeq lists its product as uncharacterized. NCBI's taxonomy places the organism in Eukaryota, Fungi, Basidiomycota, Agaricomycetes, Agaricales, Hydnangiaceae. The transcript is spliced from 6 exons. The coding region runs from base 1 to 858 and encodes 285 amino acids. The record is from RefSeq and is a predicted model, not a curated record.